Molecule: messenger RNA, 1986 nt
Organism: Auxenochlorella protothecoides
Lineage: Eukaryota; Viridiplantae; Chlorophyta; Trebouxiophyceae; Chlorellales; Chlorellaceae
Product: Focadhesin
Exons: 7
Coding region: 1-1986 (661 amino acids)
Biological process (GO): regulation of post-transcriptional gene silencing
Source: RefSeq, a predicted model, not a curated record
AUGCAGCCUGUGACCAGUGCAACAACCUCUUCCCACUCCAAUGCUGCCACUCACGUGACCCAAAUCGACCCCUGGAUCCGCCAGGAUGCAGCUGCGGUGGCGGUGCAGCGCCUCGUCCAGCUGGCGACAGCUGGGCGGGUGAGCCGGGGCGCGGCACAGGACCUGCUGCUGGCCGCGGCGAGCGGCGCCCCGGUUCCCCACCUCCCCGCCCUCCUCAACGGUCUGGUGGGCCUGAUCGUGGCGCAUCCCCCCCCGGGCCCCGUCGCCUGGCCGCGGCACCCGCUGUGCAGGGCCCUGCACGUCGGGCCCAGCGCGGCGGACGCAGCGGUCCAGGCGGCCGUGCGCGCGCUGUGGGGCGGCAGGGGCGGCGCGACGCUGCAGCGCACGCUGCGCGCGCUGCGCCCCGUGCUGUGCGCGGCGCUGCACGUUGUGGGCUGGGGGGCCGGCGCCCCGGCCUCGCAGGCCCUGGCCCUGGCCUUCCUGGCGGGCACAGCGGGCACAGCAUGCGCGCCGGGCCUGCUGGCCCUGCUGGGCAGGUUCCUGGGGGAUGACCAGGAGGCAGCAGCCCGCCCCGACCGCGCCGCUGCACUGUUGAUCGCCUUCCCUCUUGUGCACCUGGCCUCCCUGGCCGCAGACGCCGGGGCCAGGGCCUGGGCCGCAGGCGUGCUGAAGCGUGUCGCUGGGUUACAAUGCCCCCUUCUGCCGGUUACAGAGUCCCUGAAUCCAAAUGCUCACCCAAAGGCCCAGCCCGCCUGUCGGUCAAUCCCUGCACCGAGACCCUGGGCGCGAUAUGCGGUGGCGCUGGAGGCGCUGCGUGCGCUGUGGCGGGGCUCCCGUGAGGCCACCCGCGGCUGGCUGGUCGCGCUGCGGACCCAUGCUGGAGCCUGCGGCCAGUCUCCGUCUUCACUCCCGGUGGGCAUGCUGUGCGCGCUGCUGCGCCACCUGGACGUGGAGACCUGCGAGGAGGCCCUGCGCACUCUCGCUGCGCUGGCAGGGCCUGGAGCGGGCGGCACGGCCGUCGUUCUGCUGGCCCAACUCCUGCGGGCGCUGAGGGAGGAAACCAGGGCCGGCCCGGCCAUGGCCAUGCUCCGCCAGCUGCCGGCUUUGGGCAAGCAUACGGAGGCGCUGCCAUUUGUCCUGCUGUCCCUGCAGCGCCUAUUCCACCCAGGGAGUGAUCCACGACUCAGGGAGCUGGGCUUUGAGCUGAUGGAAGCUGCCUGGAAGGCAAACCGCAGGGCGUACCCUGCGCUGCAGACCUGCCUGCUCGGCGCGACGCGUGCCUCAGCAUCAGGCAAUCCAGGGCCGCAGCCAUCUGUGGCGCAGCUGCGGGCCGUGUGCUCCAUCUGCGCCCAGGACCCUAACAAGGGCGUGGAGUUUCUAGGAUCGAUCCAGGCGGGGCUGUCGAGCACUGGCGCUGAUGCCCUGCAGGCGCUGGCGCUGCGCUGCGUGCGCCAGCUGUGCGCCGCCGACGUGCUGGAGUUUUACAGCGCCUGGCGAGCCGUGGUCUUGGACCUCAUGGCGCACGGAGCCUUGGACGCUGCGGCCGAGCCGGAGGUCGUGGGCGGCAUCCUGGAUGCCCUGUGGCUGGCCACGCAGCACCGAUCCGCCGCGGUGCGGCUGGCGGCGUUCCUAUCCCUGGCGGCCUACGACUACUCCCUGCUGGAGGAAAGCGAGGAGGCCCCUGACGUCCCGGACCUGCUGGCAUUGUUAGUGUGCGAGGAGGACGAGGCGUGCCUGGACGCCGCUGGGAAGCUACUGGGCGCCGCCCUGGUGUUCAAUUACAGCCGGCUGCAAGGCACGGGCAAGGCAUCCGUGGGCGCCCAGGACGCCAGUCCGCUGGAAGACUCGCUGAUCGCCAUGUCUAAAUCCAUGCUGGACGGCGGGUCCCAGGCAGCGCCGGCCCUGCUGCGACGCCUGCCUUCCCUAUCGCCGGUGCGGUGCGGGGCAAGUGUCUGCGUGGUGUCGGGACGGCGCUGCCUGGGGUAG